This is a messenger RNA of Chanos chanos (milkfish), 2668 nucleotides long. It is a transcript of the gene tyro3, whose product is annotated as TYRO3 protein tyrosine kinase. The coding region runs from base 24 to 2639 and encodes 871 amino acids. Gene Ontology annotation, biological process: nervous system development; cell surface receptor protein tyrosine kinase signaling pathway; multicellular organism development. Gene Ontology annotation, molecular function: ATP binding; protein binding; transmembrane receptor protein tyrosine kinase activity. The record is from RefSeq and is a predicted model, not a curated record. The transcript has 19 exons. Lineage: Eukaryota; Metazoa; Chordata; Actinopteri; Gonorynchiformes; Chanidae. Gene Ontology annotation, cellular component: signaling receptor complex; plasma membrane.
UUUCUCUAUCAGAUUACCGUAAAAUGUGGAUUUAUCUUUCGGCUAUAGUGCUAGUACACUGCUCAGCGGGAAUCCACGGGCCACGGUUCACCAAGAGCCCAGCUAACCUCACCGUUACCCAGGGGAACAUGGCCCGUUUGGGCUGUGCAAUCGAGGGUCUAAGCGAACCGGAGAUCAUCUGGAUGAAGGAUGGGGAGAGGCUUUAUAGCACCGAUCAGAUGUACAUCACUCUGGAUACCCAUCACUGGGAGACUUUCCACAGUGUGAAAUCUGUCCAGCAGCACGAUGCGGGGAAAUACUGGUGUGAAGUGGAAUUUCGUGGCAUGACCAUUUCCUCCGGGUCUGCUUGGAUUACAGUAGAGGGCGUCCCCCAUUUUAUGCUCGAACCCCAAGACGUGGCCACGUUUCCGGGGGUGCCUUUUAACCUGACCUGUGCUGCUGUUGGACCUCCUGAUCCUGUGGAGGUGCUGUGGUGGCUGGGAGGAGCUCAGGAGGGUGAUUACAUGCCUUCUCCAUCUGUGCUCUACGUUCGAGGUGUGAAUGACAGUGUUAAAUUUUACUGUGAAGCUAAGAAUGCCAGAGGCAUCUCUGUAUCUCGCACUGGCACUGUACACAUUAAAGCUCUCCCGGAUGCUCCCAGGUUGGUUCAGGUAGACCAGGUGUUGGACAAUAACGUCACUCUGGUUUGGACACCGGGUUUCAAUGGACACUCUGACCUGUCCACCUGCACCAUUCAGAUGUUGAAGAAUUCUGGGAGGAAGUUGAAACUUCCUGACCAGCGUGUGACUGUUCCACCGUUCCAGCGCAGCAUCGGUGGACUUAGCAGUCACUCAAACUACAGUGUGAGAAUCUACUGCAACAAUGAAGUGGGUCCCUCCCCUUUCUCCUCGUGGGUGGACUUUCAGACUCCUGAGUCAGUGCCAUCUGCAGCACCUAAGAACUUCACCUUUGAGCUGACGGAGCAGCAGCUGUCUCUCCGGUGGGCGGCCCUGGAGGAGGAAGAGUUACACGGGCGCCUGCUUGCCUACAAAGUACAGUGGACCUUGGGAGGAGAGAGUCAGGAUGCCUUACUGUUUAAGGAGAACGUUGCCCAUCUCGCCGGAGGAGGCCGCUUCUUCAACGCCACAUUCCAGGUUUCGGCGUGCACUGUGGUUGGCUGCGGACCGUGGAGCCAACCUAUACUCGUAAUGCCUGCCUCAGCGGUGUCAGCUCAGACUCAGAGAGGCCACAUGUGGGUGGGCCUACUUCUGGGCCUUCUGGUGGCCACAAUGGUGGGCCUGCUGUUAACCGUUCUGGUCCAACGCAGGGGAAAGGAGACCCAGUUUGGAUCUGUUUUUAAGCCCCCAGGGAUGGAGAGCGCAGUUACCUUCACCGCAGCCAGGUCUUUCAACCGGCAGGGCCCAGAGCUCCCCGAGUCCACCUUGGACAGCCUGGGCAUUAACAAUGAUUUGAAAGCCAAGCUGCAGGAUGUCCUUAUCCCAGAAAGACUGCUUACCCUGGGGCACAUGCUGGGCAAAGGCGAGUUUGGCUCAGUGAGAGAAGCUUUCCUUAAAAUGGAGGACAGCUCUGUGCAGAAGGUUGCAGUGAAAGUCCUAAAAACUGAUAUCAACUCAUCCAGCGAUAUAGAGCAGUGUCUGAAAGAAGCUGCGUACAUGAAAGAUUUCCAUCACCCUAACGUCAUCCAGCUCAUCGGCAUUAGUCUCCACAGACGGGCUCAGCAGCGUUUGCCUGUCCCCAUGGUAAUUCUGCCUUUCAUGAAACACGGAGACCUGCACACGUUCCUUCUCAUGUCCCGUCUUGGCGACGAACCUUUUACGCUUUCCUUGCAAAUGCUGAUCCAGUUUAUGCUGGAUAUCGCCCGGGGGAUGGAGUACCUCAGCAGUAAGAGCAUCAUCCACAGGGACCUGGCUGCACGCAACUGCAUGCUGAACGAGAACAUGACGGUGUGUGUGGCAGACUUUGGCUUAUCCAAAAAAAUCUACAGCGGUGACUAUUACCGACAAGGAUCUGUUUCAAAGUUGCCUGUGAAGUGGAUCGCGUUGGAGAGUCUGGCUGACAAUGUUUAUACGACUCAAAGCGACGUGUGGGCAUUUGGUGUGACUAUGUGGGAGAUUAUGGCACGUGGACAGACUCCUUAUCCUGGAGUGGAAAACUCCGAAAUCUAUGAGUACCUCAUUAAGGGUGAGAGACUCAAACAGCCCCCUGACUGCCCCCCUGACAUCUAUGAGAUCAUGCACAGUUGUUGGAGCCCCGUGCCCAAAUGCCGCCCCAGUUUUCAGCAGCUCAUAGACCAGUUAGAGGGCCUAUGGGCAGGGCUGUCUCCAGCACCUCUAAAGGAGCCACUGCUCUACGUGAACUUGGAAGGGGAGGACCAGGAGCAGGAGGCCGGGCUGGGAGCGAGCGCCGGGCCCCUGGGCGGCGAGGAGACGUCUUGGGCCGUGCCUUGGCAGUGCGUGGGCAUGGAGGAAGACGAGAAAGACUGGCUGAUGGUGUCAUCUGGGGCAGCGUUGGCCAUUGGUGGGGACUACCGCUACAUCAUCGGGCCGCGCGCUGCCAUAGACGGAGAGAGCAGGCGUUCUGAAGAUGGGUUGUCAGAGGAUAUCAGGGAUGAGGAGGAGGAUGUGAUCAUAAAUGUGUAAUUUUUCUUUUUUUUUUUUUUUAAGCAUUG